CAGCUGUUUCCGUUGCUCCCCGGCAUCCCGAGUUUGGUUGCUAUGGCGCAGUCGCGAUGAUCGCUGCCGCGUGAAACGGGGUGCGCGCGAUGGAGGAAGAGGACGCGAGAGACUACAAUGAACCUUGUGGAUAUUGUUCUGCUGUCAGCUGGAGCAUUACAGAAGAAGGCAGAUUUUACUGCACAUCUUGCCACACCGUCAUAGAAAAGACUAGAGAAGUUCAAACUGGUGAUGUUAUUACUAAUGCAAGGGCACAGUCUAUCUCUAGAGGAUUAAGAAAAAGGAAGAAUAAAUUUGAUAAAGGCUGGGAAUGGUUUAUAUGUGAAGGUUUUCAGUAUAUUCUUCGAAAACAAGCUGAAGCUCUGCAAUCUUUAGGAGUUUCUUCUCAGAUGAAGGAUGAAGUUCUGUAUAAUUUUUGGAGACGAUAUCUUCACAAGAGCAAAGAGGCUUAUAGUGACAAGACUCUCGGUGAUGUUACUCAUGAUAUUUCAUCCCACACAGACACUGAAACAGAAGUUGAAAGUACUAGCCCGAUUAAUUUGACUUGUUCAACAAGUGAUAUAGAUGUGAUAUCAGAAUUUAGCACUGCUGCUGCUUCUUCUGUUAGUAAAUCAUCAGCAAAAUCUGGCUGGUCCGGAUCAGUGGACGGCAGUUCAUAUUUACAGAAAAAAAGGAAAGGGGAUCUGAGCUUGUCCAUGCCGAUGACUCUGGCUUUCUGUUCUCUGGCAUUACUAUGGCUGAGGGAAUCCAUUACAUUAUCAGAUCUUUUAAGGUUGGUAAUGGAUGGUCACAUUCCUUACUUGAAUGCUUUUAAAGAGUUCCCAGAGGAGAUGAAGAUGUAUGGAUCUGACUUUAAGAUCUUUCAUGUGCAGUCUUGGCCUAAGUAUGAUGAUGUUUAUAAAAAAAUGCAUGCCCUUGCAGAAUUCAUCGACCUGCCUUGUUUUCCAGAUAUAACAGAGGGCAGCUUCCUUCAUCCAAAUAUUAUUUGCAUGAAAUAUAUGCUGGAAAUCAACUUGCCUGAUGAUAUGAAUAAAUGGACUGGUAGAGUGAUAAAAAAAAUUGGUGUUGGUGAAACAGACUUUCUGACGCUUCAUCCUGGCAAUAAAUCCACUUGGAAAGUGAAAUAUGAUAUACUUGCUGUAGCUAUUAUUAUAGUAGUGCUGAAAAUUUUAUUCUUGUUAGAUGAUGAAUAUGAAUGGCUGCUAGCAAACUACGCGGAGGAAAGAAACAAAAAAAAUGAAGAAGGUUGUCCAAUUUUUGAUAUUAGAAAAUGGUACAUGGUUGUAAAGAAUAUCCUGGAUGUAGAGCAGAAGAAAUAUAAUGAAGAAAGGAUCAGGCGUUUAUGGCGAUGUGAGAAGCCACUAUUAUAUUCAGCCUCUGAAAAGUACGUUGUCCUCAAGAAGAAACAGAUGGUAAUGGAUCUUCAGAGACAGUUUCGUACCCUGACAGGCUGCCUGGAACUAACUGAGAAGCGAAAACCUUCCCUUUUCCAGUUCAACUGGACUGGAGAAAGCACAAAAAAAAACUGUUUCCAUGGUCAUAGCCUUGGAGCAUUUUUGCAACAAAAAGGGGAUAUCUUUACCCCUCUGAACAGAGACUAUUGGUUGUGUUCAGUUAAAAAGUGCAAGAGGACUCGCAGUCCUCAUGGACGGUACAAUGAAUCGGAUUUCCCCCAUACCUAUCGGUUUGUGCUAGAUCUGUUUUCCUUCCUCUUGAGAGUUCAGCCCUAUCUCAUCCAUGAAGAAGUAUCUACAAUAGAACAUAAACUGUUUCAUUCCAAAUUGCAUAUGAAGUCCAGAAUAUUCAAAGUCCAAAAAAAGUGAAAAGUCGUAAGACCAGUGACUAUUGUAAUGAAGGCCUAUAGUAACCAAAAAUAAUCCAUGCAAGUUUCAUGCUGCAUCUCACUAAUUCCAUGGAAAUCAUCAAGUUUAGAUACAUCCUAUCUGCAAUUAGUUUAUAUUUAGGAAGUCAGAAAUCAAAUGCCCAAUCUAACAACCAAGCUUUGUGAAGGAAAAAAAUCAGUGAUGAGUUUGAAUACUACCUCUGUUUUCUCAGGUCUCUCCUGCUUAGCAGUCUUUGUUUUGUAAAAGAUGAACCAGUUUGUUAAACAACAGUUUUCCGCAAAAUGCCUAUAAUACUGGGAAGACCCCGUUUCCUAAACAUCCAGUUUGGGAAACUUUUGAGUUUGUGAUUCAUACAAACUGAGUUUAAGAUGAAUUUGUUGGAUGAGUAAUAUGUUUGAACCAGGGGUGAAAUGUAAAAUUUGUUACUACCGGUUCUGUGGGUGUGGCUUGGUGGUGGUGGGUUAAUGUGACUGGGUGGGCGUGCCCAACUUUUUUUUUUUUAACUUUUCAAAGCAUUUUUUCUAAUGCUUUGAAAAGCCUCUGCAGAUCAGGCAACUCAGCUGGGAUCGUCAGAGAGGCUUUUUAAAAAAUACCUCUCUGCCGAUCAGGCAACUCAGCUGUGAUCAUUAGAGACUUUUCAAAGCAUUUUUUUUGGCCACCUCUUCGGUUGCAAGAGGUUGCAGAAAAAAAUGCUUUGAAAAGCCUCUGACAAUCCCAGCUGAGCCGCGCGAUUAUCAGAGGCUUUUCUUUUUUUUUUACUUUUAAAAGCAUUUUUUCGUCAGAAGAGGUUGCAGAAAAAAUGCUUUUAAAAGUUAAAAAAAAAGCCUCUGAUGAUCGUGCGGCUCAGCUGGGCAUUGGGGGGGGGGCGCAGGGAUUUUUGCUACCAGUUUUCUGAACCACCCGCCACCAUCGCUACCGGAUUGGGCGAUCCGGUCCGAACCGGGAGCAUUUCAUCCCUGGUUUGAACUGAAUCUUGCAUAUCCAUUCAUCAGGUAAAUUGUAGAAAAGAUGAGACCUGACUACCAAAGUUUGUUUUUUACUGUGCAAUAUCAAGGAUGUUGUAAAAUGUUCAUACAUUUAUUUAUAUUGUAUAAUAUAAGCAAUAUAGAUAAUAUUUUCUUUAUAUACUUCUAUAAUAUUUUUUUCAUUGAAGUGUAUUUAUUACUGCAAAAAAUAAAACUUGAUAUAUUGAAAUCUUACCUUUUUGGAAAUUAAAAAUAAAUCUGAAUCUAAUGAAA
Messenger RNA from Pantherophis guttatus, 3082 nucleotides. RefSeq names its product TATA-box binding protein associated factor, RNA polymerase I subunit B (gene TAF1B). Gene Ontology annotation, biological process: nucleolar large rRNA transcription by RNA polymerase I; RNA polymerase I preinitiation complex assembly. NCBI's taxonomy places the organism in Eukaryota, Metazoa, Chordata, Lepidosauria, Squamata, Colubridae. Gene Ontology annotation, molecular function: RNA polymerase I core promoter sequence-specific DNA binding. The record is from RefSeq and is a predicted model, not a curated record. Gene Ontology annotation, cellular component: RNA polymerase transcription factor SL1 complex; RNA polymerase I core factor complex.